UCGAGUUACAUUGUAUACAUUGGUGCAGAAAACAGAAAAAAAAACACUGCAUGACCACUAGGCCUACUGAAAAAUGGCUCUAGAUAGAUUAACGGAACUUGACGAAGGUGAUCUUCUAGAUAGAAAGGAUUCUGAAAGUACAAGAAAGAUAGUUAAGGCGUCUGUUGCAGUGCUACAGCAUUAUUUGGAGGCGAAGGGGAAACAGUUACAGGAGCUGGAGAUAGCAUCCAGUGAGGACUGUGACGAUUUAUUGAAGACAUUUUAUGUGGAAACUAGGAAGGAAGACGGGAGAAGAUACGCAAAGAAAUCGAUGGUAACACUCCGUUAUGGACUUCAGAAACACUUCCUUCGAAUAAGAGAACAAGAUAUCAUCAACGAUAAGAUUUAUUCCAGAUCUAACGAAAUGUUCAAAGCAGUUCUCAUAAAGCUCAAAGAGGACGGUGUCGGCGAGUGUGUUCAGACAGUGCCAGUUACUCCGGAGGACUUGGCAAUACUUUAUGGUGGUUCUGCAUUCGAUACUCAUACUCCAGAGGGUCUUCAACGCAAAGUUAUGUUCGAAUAUCUCUACUACUUUAGCAGCCGUGGACGAGAAAACCUACGAGGACUGAAAAGGAGCGAUUUCAUAGUGGGGGUUGACUCCUCUGGUCGAGAUUAUGUUGCUGUCGGAUCAAAGCCAAAGAAAAAUGCCAGAGGCGAGGAUGUUCAUGAUAUCGACAACAAACAGAGUCGAAUGUAUGACAGACCAGGGGAUCCUAGCUGUCCUGUAGCAGCAUUCAAAAAGUAUGUUGACAAACUUCAUACAGAGAACAGUAACUUCUGGCAGAGGCCGAAAAAGAAUGCUACUGAGGAGGACAUCAUAUGGUAUGAGAAUGUUCCUGUGGGGAAAAAUACACUCUAUUCAUUCAUGCAAAAACUCAGCCAGGAGUUCCGUCUGAGUAAGAGGUAUACUAACCACUGUGUUAGGGCUACUAGUAUUGCAACACUUGACCACAAUGGUGUUGAAGCCCGACACAUCAUGAGUGUAACAGGUCACAGGAAUGAAACGUCUAUCAAGUCCUACAGUUUUAGAUUAAGCGAUGACAAGAAACGACAAAUGUCGGACAUUCUAAGUGAAAACAUUGCACCACCAUCCAAAUGUGUGAAAAGGUGUGCAGCAGCUACUGGUAGUAGAAACACUGUUUGCUUGAUGGGACAGUCUUUUCCACAUUCUGAUGCUCAAACUCAACCACAUGUUUCAAAUCUCCAGGAACAGAUCAACACCAACAUUAACAGACUUUCAGUUGAAAUCAGUGAACCAGAGUUACACAGUAUGGAUACACACACAAGACAAACAUCCAAGGAGAUGACUGGGGAAAAUUCGACAAUGGUGAAAGAAACAAAAAUGGACAAAAUAAAGGAGAGGGAAAAAAUUGCUGCCGUGCUAAAGAAAGCUGUAUUGAGUCUUUGUCAGGAAAAGUAUCACAAUCCAAUUGAGGUCGAUGCUUUGAUUUGUGUUGCUGUAACUCCUACGGACAACCAUGUGGUGAAAAUUCAUGAGACGAUUGGUAAUUUAAAAGAUCAGCCUUCAGAAGUGUCCCUCCAAGAUGCAAAUGAUGGGCAAAAUACCUGCAAUGUGUCAAGUACUUGGUCGACAGUCCAAAAUUCCAAACCAAAAACAAACUCAACAAUUUAUGAAGAUUUGUUGAUGGAAAGUGGAAGUGAUUCAACAGCAUGGCAAGCAAAUGAAAAUCCUGAAAACUUGUCUGGGCUUAGUACCAGUAACUCUACUUAUCAGGGUCCGAUCUAUGAUAAGGUCAACAUGUAUCUCGGCACUGAUGUGUUCAGGAAUAUAGAGAACUCUGUAAUGUCUACAAAACCUACAGAACUGGUUUCUGUAGCAUCAGGAUUGGUGAUAUCAAAUAAUACAGCUUCAACACUAGUCUAUCCCAUAUCAACUCAAAGUCAAAAAGUUCCAAUUGCCAAAACCAGCAUAUGCCGAAAAAGACCUUUGGAUCAUGGAGAUAUACAAAGAUCUCUCGUAACUCAAAAAGAUAAAGUAUCUCAGAAUUAUGCCAUGAUUAAAGAACGAAGUGAAGACCGUCAGUACCACCAAAAGGUUUCAGAAAUAGAGCAAGAUUUUAGUUUAAACAAUGCUGAAAGAAGCAGUACUCUAACAUCAAGUGAGGCUUUUCCAGGAGAUAUAAUGAUCAAAGAAGAGCCACUGUGGAUAAAUGAUACUGGAUCGAAAUGGUCGGGCGAAAACCAGAAAAAUAGAAGUGGAGUUGAAUACUGUGAAAAUUCCAACAUGUCUAAUUCUUCAAAACAAUAUCUACAGUCACAACUGCAAAGCCCUGAUCAUGAGGUUCCUCUGGAAAUGUCCGUUACUUCAAUCAAGGAAGAACCCUGGAUACAAGAGUCCGAUACUGGCGAACCAGAAAUGGAAAUUGAUACAGAUAUUGAUACAUCACAGCUUGACAUUGACUGUGGUAUGAAUGCGGAUAAUUCAUAUUCAGUGACAGGUUUAACCCAUAACUCAGGUCCUUCUAAAAUUCUCAAAGUAAACAGUUUAGCUGAAGCUUACAAGAUAAGUGUUCCGAGAUCUGAUAGUAAAGAAGAAAUUCCACUUUUGACCAGUCUGUCAAAUACAGGAGAGAAUAAGGGUAGCUCCCAACUGAUGUUUCAACUUCCAUUUGUAUAACACUUUCCAAGACUUACUUCCAGGUGGGGUGUAUCGAUCAUGGCAGCAAUAUGUCAACUAACAUUUCAUUUCAGUUAUAGGGUAGCUAUAUUUACACAAACCUAUUACAGACAUAGGAAUACAGGUAUUCACAUGUGUAACAUAUAGCAUGUUACAUAUCAGAAAUUAUUUACUUCAAGAUUUUAAGUGCAAUGUAUUAUAAGGCGUUCUUAUUGUUAUGAAAUUAAAUAUUCUGUCAUUUGAAAAAUUUGAAAUAAGACCUGGUAUCAUCAAAUAUGUAAUACAGUUCUAGCUGAGUUAUUGAGCUGAAGUGAACUCAAACUUUAUCUGCAAAAGUAAUUAUUUCUUGGACUGACUAUCUUAUGACUUUCUGAAAGUAUGGUUUGAUGAUUUAUCUAAAUCAGGUCAUAAUAAAAAGCUAAAAAAUAUGUUUAUUUUUGUUGGCAAUUUUUGUACUGCUUUCAUGGACAGACACAUUAUAAUUGUGUCUUGUAAUAUGAUAUAGAGAGGGAAUGGUACAAUUAUUUUUCAUACAUGUGUAUAUAUUGAAAUCUAACAACAAAUAAAACAUGUCUAUAAAAUAAAUCUUCCAGCCAAGACCGGGACCGGGCAUAUGUACAUUUUGUAUACUCUUAAACAGUUAUCAUGGGGGUAUACUGUAUCAUAAUUAAAAUGUUUGGUGUUAUUUACUUUAAAUUAUAUUCAUAGGUGUAGCAUGUUCCAAAGUUCAAGCAUUUUUGUGUAUUUUGAAACAGGUAUUUGAAGAUUACUACAACAAAAGAUAUUAGCUUUAAGCAUUGCUACAUGUACGACUGUUGUCAUAGACGCAUGUAUGAAAAUUACUAGUUGAGAUAUAUAGCUCUGGAUGACGGACGGACAGAUUAUUUCAGAGUUCCAAUAACUUGGAUGACAUUAACAUCGAAGUCUGUUUUUCAAAAGUGCAACCUUGCAAUUGUAGCCUAAAGAAAAAUAGCUACAAUUAUUAAUAAAACAGAGAGAAUAAUGUAUUAACAUAUUGCAUGGCAGAUCCUGUAUGUGCACAUUUUAAGAAUUUCAAUGAUUAUACAAAAAAUGUAUAUUGAAAAAUAACACAUUUUUCCUGCAGGAGGUAACGUCGCUUGGUCUUAUGAUGUUUUAGUUAACGUGAAAUUCUGUUUGAUACACAAUACAUUUGAGGAUUACUCUUCACCAAAUUUGAUCUCGAUAAUGUUAAUUUUUAUCAAUAUACCAAUUAAAUCAUAUGACUAAUCUAAAAGUGCGCAUGACCCCAAAAGUUAUAUAAUUAUCGGGUAAAAAAUAACGGAAUAAAGCUGUGGAAUGAAAAA
Molecule: messenger RNA, 4002 nt
Organism: Pecten maximus
Lineage: Eukaryota; Metazoa; Mollusca; Bivalvia; Pectinida; Pectinidae
Exons: 3
Coding region: 74-2677 (867 amino acids)
Biological process (GO): DNA recombination; DNA integration
Molecular function (GO): DNA binding
Source: RefSeq, a predicted model, not a curated record